AUGUCGCAAAAGCGCAAAUACGCCGAAGCUUCCGAAGCCUCAAAUUCCGCGCCCAAGCCGUUCAAAAGACAUCGCGCUUUCAAGCCAGGGUCAGGUCACCAAAAACCGAAGAAGCGACCACAGGUGUCCAGUGACAUCGACAAGAGCACCAGCACCCAUGCGCUGAAGAGCAGGAUACGGGACUUGAGGCGUCUAUUGGCGCAUGUCGACAAUGUGGGCGACCACAAGAUGUCGGCAAGCAAUCGGAUAGAGAGGGAGAGGGAGCUGGAGGCGUGUGAGCAUGAGCUGAGAGAGAAGAUGGAGAGUAGUAGGGAAGCCGAGUAUAGGAAGAAAAUGAUCGGAAAGUACCACCAGGUACGAUUUUUUGAUCGUCAAAAGGGCACGCGCAUACUCAAGAAGCUGAAGAAGGAGCUACAAGGCGAAGAGGACGAGGAAAAGAAGCAGGAACUUGCGCAAAAAGUUCACAAUGCCGAAGUCGAUGUCAACUACGCCAUAUACUAUCCGUUGAUGAAGCCAUAUGCCUCUCUAUACCCAAAAUCAAAAAAGGAAAAAGCGGAUUCGGAUGAGAGCGGGGAGGGUGAUUCUGGCGACAAACCGAAUCGCGAAGUUGACGGGCCCAAGGGAGAUGUAGCCAUGUGGAAGACUGUUGAGGAAGCCAUGGAAAAAGGCACACUGGAUGCACUGAGGAAUAGAAAGGAGGAUCUGCCAGCACCAGCGCCUGUAAAGGAAAAGAAGAACAAGAAGCCGGAUCACGCUAUCAAGAGCAAGGAAAAGAAGAUAGCAGAGAAACUUGCUGCAGCAAAGAACCGCCGCGAGAGGAGAGCUUUGGGUGUUCAAGCUCAGGAAGAAGCAGAGGAAAGUGAUGGUGGUUUCUUCGAGUAA
This is a messenger RNA of Bipolaris oryzae ATCC 44560, 882 nucleotides long. RefSeq lists its product as uncharacterized. Bases 1 to 882 code for a protein of 293 amino acids. NCBI's taxonomy places the organism in Eukaryota, Fungi, Ascomycota, Dothideomycetes, Pleosporales, Pleosporaceae. The transcript is spliced from 2 exons. Gene Ontology annotation, biological process: maturation of SSU-rRNA from tricistronic rRNA transcript (SSU-rRNA, 5.8S rRNA, LSU-rRNA). Gene Ontology annotation, cellular component: preribosome, small subunit precursor; nucleolus. The record is from RefSeq and is a predicted model, not a curated record.